Messenger RNA from Aptenodytes forsteri (emperor penguin), 2261 nucleotides. RefSeq names its product tetratricopeptide repeat domain 12 (gene TTC12). The coding region runs from base 1 to 2067 and encodes 688 amino acids. Lineage: Eukaryota; Metazoa; Chordata; Aves; Sphenisciformes; Spheniscidae. The record is from RefSeq and is a predicted model, not a curated record. The transcript has 21 exons. Gene Ontology annotation, molecular function: protein binding.
AUGGCGGCCAAUUUAGUGCAAGGCUUGAACUCCACAGACCCAGCUGUCAAGGAAAAAACCAUUGCUGAAACAGAGAAGAGGCUCCAUGAUCAAGAAACUAGCAAGGAGGAAGAAAGCAAGACUACGGUGAACAGAACAGUCAUCAACACACGAGCUUCUGACACGGCAAAUGCAGAGGCAGCGGACGCAGAUGGCUUUCUGGCAAUUUUGGAAAAGGAUGCAAAAGAACGAGCUAAACGAAGGAAGAGAAAUGAACACUUAGCAAAUGCUCUGAAAGAGAAGGGAAACGAUGCCUUCAGGAAAGGAGACUAUGUCAUAGCCAUUCAGAGAUACACUGAAGGUCUGGAAAAACUGAAAGAUAAGCAGGAGCUUUACACAAACAGAGCACAGGCCUACCUGAAGAUGCACGAGUAUGAAAAAGCCAUUGGUGACUGUGAAUGGGCAUUAAAGUGCAAUGAAAAAUGUAUUAAAGCCUAUUUUCUAAUGGGGAAAGCUCGCCUGGCACUUAAGCACUACAGUGAGUCCAGGCAGUGUUAUGAGAAGAUCUUACAGAUUGAUCCCCAAAAGGAAAGCCUAAUUAAAGACUGUAUGAAUGAGGUAAACUUAGAGGAAAAAAGAGUGAAAGAUGAAGAGAGAGCAAUGGAGGAGGUUCAGUCUGGAAAGCUUGCCGCUCUGUCCAUAAAAGAACUGCUGCAGAAACUUGAUAGGCCUGACCAGAAUAUUCUUUACUAUACGGGAGGGAUCAGACUUUUGACAGGAGCCGUGAAAGAUCGCACUGAACAAACUUUAUUUAGAACAAACAAUGGAUUCAGUAUCCUCAAAGACAACGAGAUUGUAAGACGGGGCUUCUGUGGAGAGCGAAAAAACACUGCUGAAGUGGAUCUGUCUGUUUCUCUUCUCUUCCUUUGGCAAGCUGUCUGCGCUGGGAAUGAAGAGAAUCAGCGUCUUCUAUUGACUCACCCUGAUGUGAAUGCACAGCUGCCAAAACUGCUUUCUUCUGGGGUAUCGGAGAUCCAAAAGGAGACGUUGGCGCUAAUUUCUCUUUACUCAGAGAAUGAGAAUGGGAGGAGACUGCUGGUCAGGCACCAGGACCUAACCAAAUGGCUGCAGAUUUUGAUGACGUUUGUCAACAGCACUGAUGCCAGGGCUAGCAGUGCCAUGAACAUACUAUCUGAUUUAACUGAAGAGGAAAGGUUCAAAACCCAGUGUCGUGUCACGCUUUCCACAGGUGUUUUACCUUUAUUCGCUCAGUUGCUGACCUCUGCCAAGCUGGUGAACCAGGCAGCCCUUGCCCGUUGCAUUGGCAUCAUGGGGAAUCUGUGUGCAGAUGUAGUCAUUCGAAUGCAGAUGGCCGAGUGCAAAGAGUGCUGGCAAGCGUGCUUAAAGCUUGUGGAUGAAUGCUUUGAUGUCAGCGUACCCAAAUACCAGGAGUGUUUGUUUGCAGUGCUGGGCCUAAUGAUGAACUUACUGCUUGAAUCAAAUGUGAUCAUCCAGCACUUUGCUGUGGACAUAAGUGGCCGGUGCAUGUCUCUCCUCAGGGAUAAGGACGGAAGGAUUGUGACAAGAGCCAUUGGAGUGCUAAGUCGCGUCCUGCCAGCAUCCUCCUCGGCAGUAGAAGAAGUAGUGAAAGGAGGGGUGGUGAAGAAAAUGAUCAAAUUCUUGAAAGCUGGAGGACAGAUCACAUCCAAUUACGGUAUAAAGACCCUAUCCAUCUGCACCAGAACUAAUAGACAAGCGCAAGAAGAUCUAGUGAAGUCAGAUAAAAGGUUCAGUGUGCUGCUGAAGCUCUUGGACUCAGAGAAUGAAAUGAUUGUGGGAAAUGCUGCUUUCUGCCUUGGUCAGUGCCUUGUAGUUCCUGGAGCAGCAACGUCCUUACUGAAUUCCAACGUUGUGAUGAUUUUGUUGAAACAUGCUGGUGGUGAUGCUACCAGAACUUUAGUGCAGGAGAAUGCGGCAAUUGCUCUGGGGAAGCUUUGUGUCGCCGAACCAAGGCAUAUUUUUCAACUGCGGAAACUCAAUGGACUGGCCAUCCUGAACUCCGCUAUGAAAUACGUGCAUAGCAUCUGAAGUCUUCAAGAGAGCUUCGAAACGUGCUGUUAAUAUCACUUGCUGUUGAGUAUUUUCUUCUUUCCUUUAAUAAAACUAACUCAAAGCACAUCGACUUUUCAAUCCCUUUUCAAAGUGUGUGCUGAUCCUCCAUAGAAGCCAGUGAAACAAUAUCAAUAUAAGUAUCAGGAGAAAGAAGUUAAUAUCUUAUCUAG